This is a messenger RNA of Poecilia reticulata (guppy), 1473 nucleotides long. The record is from RefSeq and is a predicted model, not a curated record. NCBI's taxonomy places the organism in Eukaryota, Metazoa, Chordata, Actinopteri, Cyprinodontiformes, Poeciliidae.
AUGAGAACUCCGACUGACCUGCAGCUCCUUCCGGAGGCCCGAAGUCCAACAGAACCCCUGGUGGUUCUGCCGGAUGUCCCUCCCGGCUGCCGUACCGUUAAAACGCUGAGCUCCGCGCUUUGGUGGCGAAUCCUCCACCGUGCAUACGUCACGUCACCGGUGACGUACCGCCGCGCUGACCAGCUAACGGUUAGCCCCGAGCCGCUACAGCGUCAGCUGCCCGUAGCAACCGUCCGUCUCCGUUAUGUUCCGGGUAGCAACGGAGGACAGCAACAAAGGUUCCGCCGGAGGAGUAGCAGAGACUCCUCCAGUCCGUUACGUCUGUCCCUCUGUGUCCCCAGGGGGUCCAGGGACUCCUCCGAAGGGGCCCAAUCAGGAGACGGGGUUCCGAAGGAUGGGACCCGCUGGCCCGAGCAGGACUGCAUGCAGCUGAACCCGUCCUUCCGCGGCAUCGCCAUCAACUCGCUGCUCGCCAUCGACAUCAGCCUGUCCAGGCGUCUGGGCGUGUGCGUGGGGGCCCACGGCCCCGGGGCCCCGCUGCGCCCCAUGGUGGCCCUGCUGGCCUUCUCUGGACAUGCGCUGCCCUGGCUCUGCGGGACGCUGCUCUGCCUUUGGCGCAGCAACUCGCUGGCGGGACAGGAAGUCCUGGUCAACCUGCUGCUGGCCCUGCUCUUGGACCUGAUGACCGUGGCGGGCGUGCAGAAGCUGGUGCGGCGCCGCGGGCCGUGGGACGCCCCCCCAGGGCUCCUGGACCGCGUCGCCCUGGAUGCGUACUCGUUCCCCGCCGCCCACGCCAGCCGGGCCGUCAUGGUGUCCCGCUUCCUGCUGAACCACCUGGUGCUGGCGGUGCCCCUGCGGAUCCUGCUGCACCUGUGGGCCGUCCUGGUGGGCGUGUCCCGCGUCCUGCUGGGGAAGCAUCACCUGUCGGACGUCGGCUGCGGCUUCGCGCUCGGAUUCCUGCACUUCAGCCUGGUGGAGUCCGUCUGGCUCGACUCGGCCGCCUGCCAGGCGCUGCUGGCCAUCGGCUCUCUGGACUGGGCGCCACUGGUGUAGAGGGCGCCACACCGGAGCCGGACCGGAGCCACACUGGAGCCGGACCGGAGCCGGACCGGAGCCGGACUUUAACAGGACUGGUUCCAGUCCGGCUUUCUUGCUGCCUCUGACUGUUCUUUGCGUUGGAAAGGUUCUGGUCGGGAUCGGCUGGCUGGACUGAUGUAACUGGUAAAAACUGCUUACAAUCUGGUUCAGACCCAGUUUGGACCGGUUUGUGUAGAUAAAACAGGAAGCAGAACUUUGGGGAGGGGCAGGGACUAAAUCUGCUCUGAACCAGUUUGAACUGGUUCAGUCCAGUUCAGCAGGGUCAACCUUUUGGUUCGGUUCUGGUUAAACUGGGCCGGGUCAGAAACAGGAAGUGACUCUGGCUGGACUUCCUGUUUCCACUUAAUAAAACAUCAAAUGUUCUCCAGAUCUGCA